Messenger RNA from Aspergillus puulaauensis, 1560 nucleotides. RefSeq names its product MFS transporter. Gene Ontology annotation, cellular component: membrane. Lineage: Eukaryota; Fungi; Ascomycota; Eurotiomycetes; Eurotiales; Aspergillaceae. Bases 1 to 1560 code for a protein of 519 amino acids. The transcript has 3 exons. The record is from RefSeq and is a predicted model, not a curated record. Gene Ontology annotation, biological process: transmembrane transport. Gene Ontology annotation, molecular function: transmembrane transporter activity.
AUGACAGCACCACAACACAGUCCGAACAGGAGCGAAUCAACGGUGGUUGAGCCUGCGCGACACGAUAUUGAAAAGCAAGAAACCUUAGAUGCUACUAACCCGAGUCCCACUGCCCAAGAGGCCUUCGCCGAAACCGAUCUCAGCCGUGGAAUCGUGGGAUGGGACAGUCAAGACGAUCCAGCAAACCCGCAGAAUUUUGCAGAGGGCCGCAAAUGGGGUCUUCUUCUCCUUAUUAGCGGGUUCACUCUUAUUUCCCCUCUUGCGUCAAGCAUGUUCUCUCCGGCGAUCAGCUAUAUGGCUGCCGAUUUCCGUGAGACCAAUGAAACCAUCCUGUCCUUCACGGUCAGUGUCUUCUUACUAGGAUAUGCGUUCGGCCCCUGCCUCCUUGCACCACUCAGCGAGAUAUAUGGCCGCCGAAUCGUUUUCAGCAGUGCCAACUGGUUCUUCGUGAUAUGGCAGAUUGGGUGUGCGCUGGCCCAAAAUACUGCGACCGAGGUCGUAUGUCGCUUUUUCGCAGGCGUUGGAGGAUCGGGCUGUCUUACUCUUGGUGCUGGGGUAAUCGCAGACCUGUUCCCAGUCCACCAGCGCGGUAAAGCCACGGCAAUCUGGGCUCUAGGGCCGCUCCUAGGCCCUGUUGUUGGUCCCAUCGCUGGUGGAUUUGUUGGCGAGGAAAUUGGCUGGCGCUGGGCUUUCUGGAUUGUGAUGAUUGCGGGUGGGGUUAUGGCCAUAGCGAUUGAGCUUCUUAACCAGGAGACCUGUGGCCCUGUCAUAAUCAAGCGCAAAACUGUGCGACUGUCUAAGGAGUUAGGGCGCAGUGAUCUCCGCAGCGCAUAUGAGACCAGCGCUGACAGUGCCUCUGUCGGGACGGCCUUGAAGCACGGCCUUAUGCGACCUAUUCUGCUCUUCUGCAAGUCGCCUAUUGUCUUUCUCCUCUCUACUUACAUGGCCCUCGUCUACGGACUUCUCUACCUAUUCUUCACCACGAUUUCAUCAGUGUUCACCAGCCAAUAUGGCUUUUCCACAGGGCUGUCAGGACUGGCAUACCUAGGCAUCGGCAUCGGCUUUAUCUGCGGGCUGAUAUUCAUGGGCCUAACCAACGACAGAAUGCUCGUCAGGUCAACCGCAAAAAACAACGGCGUGUUUGAGCCCGAGAUGCGCCUCCCUCUUAUGAUCAUCUUCGCCUGCAUCUUGCCUAUAACGUUCUUCUGGUACGGCUGGACCGCCGAGAAACACGUGCACUGGAUCGUGCCUAUUAUCGGAAUGUUCCCAUUCGGAGUCGGCAUGAUGGGCGUCUAUAUGCCUAUCCAGACUUAUAUUAUUGACUGCUACCCCCGGUAUGCAGCAUCUGCAAAUGCAUGCCUUACUGCGACGCGGUCUUUGGUCGGCGCGCUGCUUCCUCUAGCGGGCCCGGCUAUGUUUGAAGACUUGGGUCUGGGAUGGGGCAAUUCUCUACUUGGGUUCGUCGCGCUGGCGUUUGUGCCUAUUCCCAUUGUCUUCAUUAAGUACGGCAAGGCGAUCAGAGAAAAGUGGCCUGUCAAUCUGGAUGGAAAGCAGAUUUGA